Messenger RNA from Hemibagrus wyckioides, 1953 nucleotides. RefSeq names its product plasmalemma vesicle associated protein b (gene plvapb). Gene Ontology annotation, biological process: regulation of vascular permeability; positive regulation of cellular extravasation. NCBI's taxonomy places the organism in Eukaryota, Metazoa, Chordata, Actinopteri, Siluriformes, Bagridae. The coding region runs from base 96 to 1298 and encodes 400 amino acids. The record is from RefSeq and is a predicted model, not a curated record. The transcript is spliced from 5 exons. Gene Ontology annotation, cellular component: caveola.
GAACCUGGUAGUAGUGUUUACAUGGAACAAAUGUAAUUGCUAAUACUGCUGUUUAGUUUUAGAGACUUCUUGGCUGAUAAACAUUUUUUGCAGAGAUGUACAACAACAGUUACACCCGGCCCAAAGUGGCACUGAAGGCUCAGGACAUUCGCAGAUCAAAGGGAAAAAGCUGUGGGUAUUAUCUCCGCAUCAUCUUCUUCUUCUCUUCACUGAUACAGUCUCUGAUCAUCGUGAGCCUGGUGCUCUUCUUAGUGUACGGACAGCCAGAGAAGACCGCUGAUGAGAAGAGGGUGGAGGAGCUGCAAUUGAGUUUCGACAAGCUCUCAUUAGACAACACCAACCUGAAGAAAGAGAAAGCCAACCUCACUGCCCAGCUUAAGACCAAGACGACGGAGAAGGAUGCGGAGGUUAAAAAAGUGUUGAAACUUACAGCUGAGUUGGAUGCAGCCAAAGCCAACAUCACAAAGCUUUCACAAUUGAUAGCUAGCUGCCAAGCAAGUAAGAUGCCUCUAGUUCGGAGUGUAGCCCAAUGUCCACCGAACAUUGGUACAAGUGAACACAUGAGAACCUUACAGACUCUUUUGGACCAGCAGAAGUCUCUGUAUGCAAUACUCCAAGCUAAUUUCAGUCAAACGGUGCAGAACCUCAAGUUUGACUUGGACACUGCGAUAAAAGAUAAAAAUAAGCACGAGAUGGCCAUGCUGAAACUGAACCAAGAGAAGGAAGAUCUGACCUCUGAGCUUGAACUUUACAAAAAGAAGUGCAAGGAGGACUUUGUGAAGUCGCUGCAGGGCAUCCAGGAUGUCACAACCGCUUUCCUCACCAAGAUUGACAACGUCUUCCCUGACACCUUUACCUUCCACCUUACUUGUUCAAAGCAACAAGAACAAAUGGAGAAGAUCCAUGCAAACUGCACAAACCUUUCCCGGCAAGUAGAAGACAAGUUCCAGAACUACUUGAACUCAGUUGGCGACAAAGUCUCAACCCUUCAGGCACAGAGCAGCCGACUGGAAGUUGAAAACAAACGGCUAACUUCUGAAAAUCAGAAGUGCAGCCAGGGUCGUGCUCAAGAAGCUGAGCAGUGCGCAAAGCUUCUUCAAGAGGCUCAGCAAGUGCAGGACAGAUUGGUGGAGCCACUGCUGAAAUCCCAGAAACAACUACUGCUGGAAAAGCAAAUGCUGCAAGCUUCAUGUUACCCAAAGCCCCUGAUGCCGAAACCGAAUGGACUGGAAAUGAUGUUACCUGGAUACACAGGCCCAAACAGAGCAGGCAGCAGUCAAGUACCAAAGGUCAGGUAAACAGUGAAGAGCGGCACACGGUGUACUUCGACUCCAAUCUCAGAGGAACAGCUCAAAAUUUGUGAUUUUCAUGAGCUUAAGGUGAACUGCAAAACUAUUUGAAUUGUAGGCAUUAAUAAUACCGUGACAGUAUUAAUCAGCUGUACAUACGAGGCUGUACGUGAAUGUAUUGUCAGUUCUUAAACAAUUUUAUGCCAAACAUGACGGUAACUAUUUUGUGGAAAAUCAAAUAAAUAAUAAUAAAAAAAUAAAUAAACGUCAGGGAAGUGUGAAAAUGGCCAUGGUUACUUUUUAAAUCAGGCCAAAUAAACUUCACUGUGAACUUAUAUAAAAGAAUGUUAAAUUAAUAGCAAGCUUUUUUUGUCGGUUAAGUUAUAAUGUUGUUAACAAUGCAAGCAUACCUCAUAGCCUUACGUAUCGUGCAAAGGCUGGGGUAAACACAAUCAGAACAAGAGCCAAUUAUACAUAUUGAACUGUACAUAUUUUCUUGAUAUUAAAAUAUUUAAAUGUGCAUUUUAUAUAAUUGUUUAAAGCAUAUAUAUACUGUAUAUACACUGUAUGUUCAUCUUCAAUCCUUCAUGUUAAUUUUUUAGAUGUUUUUUGUAAAUACUAUUGAACACAGUUGAUAAAUAAUUAAAUUUUUUAUGUUACAGAA